Molecule: messenger RNA, 1551 nt
Organism: Hippopotamus amphibius kiboko
Lineage: Eukaryota; Metazoa; Chordata; Mammalia; Artiodactyla; Hippopotamidae
Product: HLA class II histocompatibility antigen, DO beta chain
Exons: 6
Coding region: 10-876 (288 amino acids)
Biological process (GO): positive regulation of T cell activation; immune response; peptide antigen assembly with MHC class II protein complex
Cellular component (GO): membrane; MHC class II protein complex
Molecular function (GO): MHC class II protein complex binding
Source: RefSeq, a predicted model, not a curated record
AAGAGGUGGAUGAUUUUUCUGUCUCAUUUGUUUUCUUCCAGAAUGGGUUCUAGCUGGGUUCCUUGGGUGGUGGCUGCAUUAGCGACGCUAAUCAGGCUGGAUUCCUCCACGACUCAAGGCAGAGAUUCUCCAGAAGAUUUUGUGAUUCAGGCAAAGGCUGACUGUUACUUCACCAACGGGACAGAAAAGGUGCACUUUGUGGUCAGGUUCAUCUUUAACCUGGAGGAGUAUGCACGUUUUGACAGCAACUUGGGGAUGUUUGUAGCCUUGACGGAGCUGGGGCGGCCUGACGCUGAGCUGUGGAACAAUCGGCCGGAUAUACUGGCGAGGAGUAGAGCCUCUGUGGAUACGCUCUGCAGACACAACUACAAGCUGGGUGCACCCUUCACCGUAGGGAGAAAAGUGCAACCAGAGGUGGCAGUGUAUCCGGAGAGGACCCCAGUCCUGCAGCACAGCAAUCUGCUGCUUUGCUCUGUGACAGGCUUCUAUCCAGGGGACAUCAAGAUCACGUGGUUCCGGAAUGGGCAGGAACAGAGAGAGGGGGUCAUGUCCACUGGCCUCAUCAGCAAUGGAGACUGGACCUUUCAGAAAAUGGUGAUGUUGGCAGUGACGCCUGAACUUGGAGAGGUCUACACCUGCCUUGUUGAUCAUCCCAGCCUGCUGAGCCCCGUUUCUGUGGAGUGGAGAGCUCAGUCUGAAUAUUCUUGGAGAAAGAUGCUGAGUGGAGUUGCAGCCUUCCUGGCUGGGCUAGUCUUCCUUCUGGUGGGCAUCGUCAUCCACAUCAGGGCCCGGAAAGGAUGUGUGGAGAUGCUGUUGGCUGGUGCUGAGGUCCCAAGAGCCGUUCUUCGCCCACAGCCACACCAAGGUACUAAUUGAAGCUUCUCCCCCUGGAGCCUGAAGUAGGAUCAAGUGGCCCCGAACUAAGUGAAGGACAUUCAUGAGGUCAAUGUUCUGGAUGACUCGUUUCCGUGAGACCUUGGAGGAAUCCUGAAUUGAUUCUAGAGAGUUGUGUUCUGAUAUCACAUAUCUGUCAUCCUUCUGCCCUUCUUUCUCCUCCUUAUCUAUACUAAUCCCCAUUUCCAAGUUCAGUGUCCAGAAAUUCCCCUAAGAACUAGCUCCUUACAGUCCCAAACUGUUUACUUUUCUGUGGUCCAGCUCUAACCCUCUAAGUUGUUAUCUCUAUCUUUCUCUCUUCCAAAGGCAGCCCCACAGUCUUUAGAAGACAAAUGCUCUCUUUUCAUUGCUUUUUAAAGACUUUUUCUUUAAAAUAAAACUGAGGUACAGAUAACCACAUAAAAUGUAUAACUUGGUACAUGUCUUAAGGUAAAACCUCUGUAAUCAACCCUCAGUUCAAGAAAUAGAACUUUUCCAGCCACUGCAGAAGUCUCUCUGCUGCAGGCCAAUCAAAGACCCUUCCUCUUCUCAAAAAUAAUCAUAUCCUUGCAAACUAUUAUAUACAAAAUGGAUAACCAAAUGGUCUCACUGUAUGGCACAGGGAACUCUAUUCAAUAUCUUAUGAUAAACCAGAAUGGAAAAGAAUAUGAAAAAGAA